Cavia porcellus (domestic guinea pig) is the source of this 6707-nucleotide messenger RNA. It is a transcript of the gene Kif26a, whose product is annotated as kinesin family member 26A. Gene Ontology annotation, molecular function: microtubule binding; microtubule motor activity; ATP binding. The record is from RefSeq and is a predicted model, not a curated record. Gene Ontology annotation, biological process: microtubule-based movement. NCBI's taxonomy places the organism in Eukaryota, Metazoa, Chordata, Mammalia, Rodentia, Caviidae. Bases 71 to 5773 code for a protein of 1900 amino acids. The transcript has 16 exons.
GGCAGGCGGGGCGGGCCGGCGGCGGCGGCGGGAGGAGGCGUUCGGGCCCGCUGCCGCGCUCCGCUCCUUCAUGGCGCUGCCCGGGUCCCCCGAGUCGCCCCGCGGCGCGCCUCGCAAGGUGCCCAGCCUGCUGGAGAUGGGGGCGCUGUGCCUGGACUCGGAGAUCAUCCUGGGCUUCACCAGCCACCUCCUGCGGCGGCGAGGCAAGGUGGCUGAGGGUGGCCCAACCCGCGAGCAGCUGCCACUGCUGGAGGUGUCCCCGCGCAAGAGGCGGCCUGGCGGGCCCGAGCCGAACCCAUGCGGCAGCCGUCCUGCGCCCGAGGGAGCAGGGGCAGGAGCAGAGCAGGGGCAUUCUGCUGGCGGGGGCGGCUGGUGCCGCCACUGCCACACAAAGCUGGUGGAGCUCAAGCGACAGGCGUGGAAGCUAGUCAGCGGGCCCGGGACACCCCUCCGGGAUUCCUGUCUCUCCGCCCUGCUCCUGGAUAAGCUCCCGGUGCCCGGAGUCUUGCCCGCAUGCCGUCCUGAGGCUGAAAGCAGCUGCGAUGCCUGCACCACACACCUGCACCAGCUCACUCGGGAGGCGCUGAGUCUGCUGCAGACCCCUGCCAGCCAUGAGGACCCCGACGUCCCCCGAGGAGGCCUUCCACCCCCUAGCCCUGGAGCCAUGACCAGUCCCAGGGAGGCACCCACGGGGAGGCAGCCACCGACUCCUCCUGACCGGAGGAAGGGGCUGGCCUGGCAGGCUGGGCCCAGUGUCCAGGUGUCAGUCGCCCCUGCUGGCCUAGGCGGAGCGCUGAGCACGGUCACCAUCCAGGCGCAGCCAUGCUUGGAGGGCAUGUGGAACGUCUCGAGGGCCAGCACCUUCCUGCCGCCAACCUGCCUGGCUGAGGCGGCGGUCGCAGCUGUGGCAGUGGCAGACUCUGUCCGAGACAGCGCCUCUGCAGUGGGCCCUGAUGGUGUGUCCAAGGCAUGGGGCCGGGCAGGGGCCUGCACAUCGGCCCUGGUCACCCCAGCCCCUGGCAGCUCAGCAGGGGGCUCCACAGGUCCCUCUGCCGCAGCCUCCUUCUUCAUAAGGGCUGCCCAGAAGCUCAGCCUGGCCAAGCGCAAGAAGCACCACCCGGCACCCGCCCCCACACCCCGAAGUGCCUCUGCCUUCCCCACCGACUUCAGCGGCAUCCUCCAGCUCUGCCCGCCUCCGGUGCCGCCCUGCCUGCUCAGGGUCGCCUCCAAGGCCAAGGACAACCCAGGCAGCUUCGGAAAGGUGAAAGUCAUGCUGCGCAUCUGGCCAGCACAGGGCGCCCAGCGUUCAGCCGAGUCUGCGUCCUUCCUGAAGGUGGAUUCCCGGAAGAAGCAGGUGACCCUCUACGAUCCAGUCGCUGGGCCCCCGAGUGGUGUGGGCCUCCGACGUGCGGCCACAACAGCCGUUCCCAGGAUGUUCGCCUUUGAUGCUGUCUUCCCCGCAGAUUCGGAGCAGGCUGAGGUCUGCUCGGGGACUGUGGCUGAUGUGCUCCAGUCUGUGGUCGGCGGGGCCGAUGGCUGCAUUUUUUCCUUUGGCCACACGAGCCUUGGCAAGUCAUAUACCAUGAUCGGGAAGGACAGCUCUCCCCAGAGCCUGGGCGUGGUGCCCUGCGCCAUCUCCUGGCUCUUCCGCCUGGUGGAGGAGCGCAGGGAGAGGACAGGCACGCGCUUCUCCAUCCGCGUGUCAGCUGUGGAGGUGUGUGGCCGAGACCAGAGCUUGCGGGACCUGCUGGCCGAUGUGGCCUCCAGCAGCCUCCAGGACACCCAGUCUCCGGGCAUGUACCUGCAAGAGGACCCGGCGAGUGGGACACAGCUGCAGAACCAAAGUGAGCUGCGGGCACCCACAGCGGAGAAGGCGGCCUUCUACCUGGACGCAGCAUUGGCCGCCCGAAGCUCCCAGGCUGGUGGGGAGGAUGGGGGCCAAGGUUCCCACCUGCUCUUCACGCUGCAUGUCUACCAGUAUCGAGUGGAGAAGUGUGGCCAGGGGGGAAUGUCUGGAGGCCGCAGCCGCCUGCACCUCAUCGACCUGGGCAGCUGUGAAAUGGUGCCUGGCCGGGCCGAGGAAGUCGCUGGGGGCUCCCUGAAUCUGUCCCUGUCGGCUCUGGGCAGUGUCAUCCUGGCUCUGGUCAAUGGGGCCAAACAUGUGCCCUACAGGGAUCACAGGCUCACUGUGCUGCUGCGGGAGUCCAUAGCCACCACCAGCUGUCGUACCACUAUGAUUGCCCAUGUGUCAGAUGCGCCGGCCCACCAUGCCGAGACGCUGAGCACUGUGCAGCUGGCUGCCCGCGUCCACCGCCUGCGGAGGAAGAAGGCUAAGCACACGUCCAGCUCCUCGGGUGGGGAGAGCUCCUGUGAGGAGGGCCGGGCCCGCCGCAUCCCCCACCUGCGGCCCUUCCACUCACGUGCAGUGGCCCUGGACCCUGACCGCCCAGUACCCAGACUGCCUGGCGACCCUGACUACUCAUCCAGCAGCGAGCAGUCCUGUGAUACCGUCAUCUAUGUGGGGCCAGGUGGGAUGGCGCUGUCAGACCGUGAACUCACUGACAACGAGGGCCCUCCAGACUUUGUGCCCAUCAUCCCCUCCCUGAGCCGUCGGCGGCCCUCUGAGGGCCCCCGAGAUGCUGACCACUUCCGCUGCAGCACAUUUGCAGAGCUGCAGGAGCGGCUGGAGUGCAUUGAUGGCAGCGAGGAGCCCCCCAGGUCCCUGGGCAGCAGCGACAGAACCCAGGCCACCCCAGCCCGGGGAGGUGGGAAGCUUUUGCUGCCUGAGGCUGCAUCCCCCAGGAAGGCCAUGGGCCCCCCAAUGGCAACCAGCACCCCUCGAGGCAGCCCUGGCCCGGACACCCACCAGCCCAUCCCUGAGCCUUCCAGGGCUGGUGCCCAGGGUGACCAGCAAGAGAAUGACAGCUACCAGGGUGAGCCACUGGCCCUGGACAAGGCUGUGAGGGUCAGAACCCGGAAUUUGCUGCCCAGCUCAACCCCUCUGGCUCCCAGGGAGCUGGAAGCCCUGGGAGCCCCUGUGGAACUCGAGGGAGAGAGCACUGAUACAGUGGUGCGGACACCUCCUGUGGGCACGAGUGGGCAGGGGCAAUUUCCGCUGGCUCCAGACUCAGUCUGUCCCUGCCCGUCUGCACGAGGCUGUCGCCUGGAGCGGGGCCUGCUGACCACCACAGUGACCCUGCAGCAGCCGGUGGAGCUGAAUGGUGAGGAUGAGCUGGUGUUCACAGUGGUGGAGGAGCUGCCCCUGGGGGGUCUGGCGGGCGCCACACGGCCCUCCAGCCUGGCCAGCUUCGGCAGCAACUGCUCCCUGCAGGCCCUGGCCUCAGGCUCGAGGCCAGUCAGUAUCAUCAGCAGCAUUAACGAUGAGUUUGAUGCCUAUACCUCCCUGGCCUCUGACGGUCCUGGAGCACCACUGGAGGGGGCACCUUGGCCAGGAGGCAGCCCUGCCUCCUCUGUUGGCUCCUGGCUCAAUGAGGUUGGCGUCUGUACGGCCACCAGCCUCAGCCCCAUACCACAGCCUCCCUUCAGCCCCAGUGUGCUAGUGGGGACUGGGCCUCCAGAGCCCUGUGUCUGGGGUAACCCCCUGGACAGUGGUGUCCGGUCUGUGGCACAGGGUGGGCCUGAUGGCUCUUGCUCAGUCCGGAGUCCUCGUGCUAGAGAAGCAGCAGGCCUAGCCCGAGCUGGCCAGGAGCCCUGGGCGGGGUUGUCACAGGGUACUGCUGUGGGCCAGACCCUCCACUCCAGCCUUCCCCGCAAGCCCAGAAUCCCCUCUGUGGCCAGCCGUGUGGCUUGUGCGCGUCCUGGCCGGAGCCCACCCAGCCCCGGAAGCCUGUUUGAGGACCCUUGGCUGCUCCGUACAGAUGACUGUGCUGCCCCUAGCCCUACCCCAGGACCCUCCCGGCUUUCUGAGGCCCAGACAAGGCCAGCUUGUGCCCAGAGGGUAGUGGAUGGCUGUGCGAUGGUGGGCAGGGUGGGCCGUAAGCCUGAGGCUGUGGCUUGGAUCCCACCUCUGCGGCGCGGUGCCACCACCCUGGGGGUGACCACACAGGCUACGUCUAGUGGGGACCCUGUGGCCGAGGCGACCCCCUGCUCCACCAACCUGAAGGGCUCCCCUGGCAGCAAGAAAAGCUUGGCAUCCAAGGGGGGCUUCUUCCCGAGGCCUAGUGGGGCGACCCCCCCCACCCCUCCUGUGCGCAAGUCCAGCCUAGAGCAAAGCAGCCCAGCCCAGGCCCCCGUCCUGGCUGUAGGCCCCACUCGAGCAGGCGCUGCCUCAACAUUUCGUAGGGAGGAGGAGGCCCGGCCCAAUGGCCGUGCUGACCAUGCCGUUCCUAAGGCCACAUCCAGCCUCAAAGCUCGGGCAGGCAAGAUGGAGGUGGCCCAUCGUCCUGCCGGCCACAUGUCCCUGGAACGGUAUGAGGGCCUGGCACAUGGCAGCAAGGUCCGGGAAGCCCCUGGACGGCCGCCUCGGUCUGUACCCAGGCUGGGUGUGCCACCUGCCAGUCCCACACCCGGGCUGUCCCCUGCCUGCCGGGGCAGCCCUGUUAAGGCCACAGGAGCCCCCAAACCCCCAACUGGAGGAGCCAAGGGCCGCAGUCCUGUGGCCAGUGGCUCUCGGGCUCUGGGUGGGUCCGUGAAGUCCCUGGCCCCGGUGGCUGGCAGGUCCCCUGGAGGCCCUGGAACUGGUCCCCGAGUGGCCCCGAGGGCUGCCCCUGGCCUUGGGGCUAAGGCUGGCCGGGGCACCAUCAUGGGAACCAAACAGGCGCUCCGGGCUACACAUAGCCGUGUACGAGAGCUGGCGGCCAGCGGGGUCCCUGGCAGAGGCAGCCCCUCAUGGGGCUCUGCGGACUCGGACAGUGGCAAUGACAGUGGCGUGAACGUGGCAGAGGAGCGGCCACCUGUGGGCCCCGCCCUGCCGUCCCCCUACAGCAAGGUGACGGCGCCCCGGCGGCCCCAGCGGUACAGCAGCGGGCACGGCAGUGACAACAGCAGCGUGCUGAGUGGGGAACUCCCGCCUGCCAUGGGCCGCACGGCGCUUUUCUACCACAGCGGCGGCAGCAGCGGCUACGAGAGCAUGAUGCGGGACAGCGAGGCCACCGGCAGUGCGUCCUCGGCCCCCGACUCCACGAGUGAGAGUGGGGCCGCCUCCCUGGGUGCCCGCUCCCGCAGCCUCAAGUCCCCCAAGAAGAGGGCCACAGGGAUGCAGCGCCGGCGGCUGAUCCCAGCCCCACUGCCUGAUGCCACUGCCCUGGGCCGCAAGCCCACCCUGCCCGGGCAGUGGGUAGACCUGCCUCCACCUCUGGCUGGUUCCCUGAAGGAGCCCUUCGAGAUCAAGGUGUAUGAGAUUGACGACGUGGCACGUCUGCAGCGUCACCGGCUGCCCCCUCGGGAGGACCCAGCCCAGCCUUCCCAGGAACUGGAGAAGGGCCUUGUGUGCGUCAGCUCCAAGCUUCGGCUGGCCGAGCGCAGGCAGCAGCGACUGCAGGAGGUCCAGGCCAAGCGUGACCACCUCUGCGAGGAGUUGGCCGAGACCCAGGGCCGGCUGAUGGUGGAGCCCGGACGCUGGCUGGAGCAAUUUGAGGUGGACCCAGAGCUGGAGCCUGAGUCAGCGGAAUACCUGGCAGCUCUGGAGCGUGCCACAGCCGCACUGGAGCAGUGUGUCAACUUGUGCAAGGCUCACGUCAUGAUGGUGACCUGCUUUGACAUCAGUGUCGGCACCACUGCCGCUGUGCCAGGGCCCCAGGAGGUGGACGUCUGAGGCCAGGCACUGGGCAGGGGAGGGGUAGGGAUGUACAGGGCGCGUGAGAUGGACGUGAGACGGAGUGAGAAUGUGGUCAAGGAGUCAAGGGGCGAGGAUGGGGUGCGGGGUCUGCAGGCCCAGGAGUCUCCGAGGAGGUGCAGUGGGGGUGGGAGCAGUGGCCAAGCGGGGAGCGAGCGAGGCAGGGAGAGUGGGGCGGUUGCCACGCAGAUAGCCAUGCAAGUGCCUUUAACCUUGAGUUGGACUCUUCUCCUUUUGCAUUUGGUGCUAUGGACUCUCGACACCAGCAGACGUGGGCUGGGGCCCGGCUGCCCGUGCCUGAUCUCGCCUUGCUAGUGGGCGGUCCGAGUCAGGAUUGGGUUUCUGUUGCUUUGCUGCGGCUUCCUCUUGGUAGAGCAGUGGCGGAGUCCUGGGAGUGGGACAGUGUCCUUCUCUGAGUACCCUGCUCUGCUCCAAGGAUGCCGAGGGCCUCGGGGGAGGGCCAGGCCACGCACACACGAUGCCUUCUUCCACGGCAGGAAUUCUUACCAAAACCACAAGCAAAAAAAUCCACCAUGAAACCAACCUCCCCUGCCAGAGACAGGGGUUAGGGUUUUCUAAACGUUCUGUUAGGUUCCUAUUUUUGUAUCAUUUUGCCUAUGAACCUGGAGUUUGCAGCAGGAAUUUGAAGACAAAUGAUCUAUGUUUUUAUGGUUUUCUACGGAGGUGUUCGGUACCGGGCUCUUCCUGAGGGUUCCCUGCUCGGGGAGGGUGUCCUUGGGAAGUGCGUGUCCCCACAUGCAGACAAGGAGACCUGUGGCCUGUGUGAUGUCCCCGAGCCACAGGCCUGCGUUUUCUGACUGUCGCGUUUUAUAGGGUGUCUGGACCUUUGUACAAACGUGUAGAUAACAUCUUACUGCGGUUUUUAUUUGUGAAUAAAAAAGCGUUGAUUGUU